CGACAAGCUGUCCUUUCAUUUCUUACUACACGUUCAUCCACUGUCAGUCUGAGACGGUUCACAUUAAGGAAUGUAAUAGACUUUAGCGAUGGCAACACAACCACUGAAUUUAUCUAAUGGACAAAUGCUGUUAGUUCCCUCCAAUGGCCCCAGUGUCAUCCAGGGAGGGCAGGCUUUUCCAGGAACUGUUAUGCAGCCAGCAGAGACUGUGCAGUAUGUAUCAUAUGGAGGCCAGGAGUUUAGAAGUGCCGCCAACCAGCUUCACCAGCAGCCACACAUGGGGCCAAUGGAGAAACUUCUCAAGGCGGACAUCAAGACUCUGGGGGCUGUCCAGAUCAUGAUUGGAUUGAUCCAUAUUGGUUUCGGGAGUCUCUCCUUCAUCUUUGUUGGUUCUGAAUACAUUAGCCUUGCUACUAUUGGAGGUUAUCCCCUCUGGGCUGGGCUGUCUUUCAUUAUUUCAGGAUCUUUUUCUGUUGAUGCAAUGAGACAUCUAAGCAUUUCUCAGGUGAAAUGCAGUGUGGGACUGAACAUCACAAGCGCUAUAAUUACACUUUUUGGCAUCUCUCUCUAUAUGGUAGAGUUUGUCCUUUGGCAGAUCUGGAUGCAUUACGCAGUUACCGGACUCCAUGUCCUGCUCUUCUUGUUCACCCUGCUGGAGUUCUGCAUCACAGUUUCGGCUGCACAUUUUGGAUGUCAAGCAACGUGCUGUAACAAUGAGAGGACUGUACACCAUGUGCCAUACACUGUCCUUGACGUGGGUACGAAUUUUCCUGAAAGCAGCCGUCCUCCUCCAUACAAUCCCCAUGAGUCUUCUGCUGUCAAAUUAACAGCUUAGUUACCAGUCCAAGAGAGAAGCUAUGGCUGCUACCCCAUUCACAAUCACAGCAAUCCUGAGAACUACAAUCUUACUGUUUUGUCAUGACAUUUUUGCAAGCUCUCUACCCAGACUAUCUGCUAUGGCUUCAAAUUUUGGUAGAUCAAUUAUCUAGAUUUUAAAAUCCUGCCUUAAAUGCAGGCAGCCAACCACUGUGAUGAGAAGGUGGGGCAGGGAUUCUCCCUGCACAACCGAUGAGUGGUUGGCUGCCUGGGGAGGCAGAGAAGGGCAGCCUGAGCUCUUGCCCAAACUGACACACUGCCAGAGGAGGAGGUCCCCAGUUGUGUGUGAAGAACAGUGAGUGAGCCAGCUGGCCAAGGUAUCGUUGGGAGAUGAGCCCACAUGUGAUUUGUGCCCAUCUCUAAAAAGCACUGUUACGGGUUCUGCUUAGAAAGAGGUGUUUUCAUAUAUGAGAUACUUCCUACAAUCUGUCCAGGUGUUACCUAAAACAAUGAAAUACGUUCUACUUGGCUAUUCUACACAGAGUGAGUAUCUGAUCAACUUUUCUGUUAAAAAUUGUAUGAUGCAUGUACUAUAGUUAUUUAAUAGCGAUAGGCUUACCAUGUAUCCAUCCAAUUUUUUUCAUCCAUUCUAGUUUUUAUUAAAGUAUUG
Molecule: messenger RNA, 1486 nt
Organism: Pogona vitticeps (central bearded dragon)
Lineage: Eukaryota; Metazoa; Chordata; Lepidosauria; Squamata; Agamidae
Source: RefSeq, a predicted model, not a curated record